UUACGUAUAGCCUCUCUUCAAAUGAGAAACAACUUUUUUUCGGUAUGAUUUUGUAUGCAAAAAUUUUUUCUCUGCCAAGAUUUGUACUUCGUAAAAUAAAUAUCAACCGAAAUUGCCGAAUAAGUUGUUCAAGUCAAAUAAAGAAAGACAUAGCAGACUCUGAUAAAAAAGAAUGGCGUGUAAUUUACCGUCUACCAAUGGUUCGCUGGAUAGCCUCAUUCCAUAAAUUAAAAUUUUAUCAGGCUGGUUUAACGGGAAUAGCAGCCCCAAUAAGCUUUGCUUUAGAAACCUCAUCACAAUUACCUCCUCAAACUACUAUUAUUGUGUUAUCAUUAGGAUUUACAGGACUAAUAACUCUAUCCAUUGCAAGCUUUUUGUGCCAGAACGUAAUUGGAUUCAUUUACCUUAAUUCUGAUAACCAAUAUUUGCGAUUUUCUUAUGUAGAUUUUUGGGGAAAAAGAAACGAUUCAACCCAUAAUUAUGAAGAAGUUUCAAAUAUAAAUAAUGCAAUCUUAAAUUUAUAUCAGAUUGUCCAAAUGAACAAUUCUAAAUCAUCGACAUUUAAAUUAAUGCAUAGAUUUGGUGAAAUAACAGAUCCAGCCAGUUUUUCUUCUAUUUUUGGCGAUUAAAACUAUUUUAUUUAAUUACAUUACUUUUAUGCUUUGUUAUUAGAUUAUAUGAAAAAUAUAUAAAAUUAUAUUUAA
This is a messenger RNA of Condylostylus longicornis, 704 nucleotides long. Its product is annotated as transmembrane protein 186. Gene Ontology annotation, cellular component: mitochondrion. The record is from RefSeq and is a predicted model, not a curated record. The transcript is spliced from 2 exons. The coding region runs from base 45 to 629 and encodes 194 amino acids. Lineage: Eukaryota; Metazoa; Arthropoda; Insecta; Diptera; Dolichopodidae.